Messenger RNA from Schistosoma margrebowiei, 706 nucleotides. NCBI's taxonomy places the organism in Eukaryota, Metazoa, Platyhelminthes, Trematoda, Strigeidida, Schistosomatidae. The record is from the annotation of a GenBank genome assembly.
AUGUUAUUUAACGAGAUGAGUUCUGUACGUGAGAUUCAAUUACCAAGUGAACAACAAACAAUCAUGAAUUGUGAUAGUAAGUUUAAUGAUUCAUUUUGGUCAGAAGUUUUUAAAACAGUCGAUAAAAAUCAUGAUGGACGAAUAAAUAAAAAAGAAUUUAAAAAAUUCAUGUUAACUAAUGGCGGUAAAUUUACUGCAAAUGAUAUUAAAAAAAUAUUUACUUAUUGUGAUACAGACAAUAGUGGUUAUAUUGAUUUUUUGGAAUUCAAAAAUUUUAUGGAAGGACAUUGAUUAACAAUAUUGAAUUUCAAUUUGCGCACACAUAUUUCCAUUUAUUUAUUUAAACAAGGCUUGAUUACUUUUAAUAUUUUCCUAUUUUUUUCUUUGUCAUUAUGUUUAUCUUUUGAUUUGUUUAUUUUCAUGGUAUUUCAAGUUCUUCAAAUGGCAUAUUACAACAACUUCAUACAUUUUAUUUGUGAUGUUUAAGGUUAAAUUGAAAAAUUACCUUUUUAAUUAUCAGAUUUUCUACUUAAUAUUCAUUUAACUACUUUGUUUACUGAUGUGAAUAGAUUAAAAAAUAGUCAUCAUAUUUCUUGUAUUCAUUCGGCAUAAUAAAAAAGUUAAUAUUAUUCUUAUUAACUUAGUGACAGAAGAGAACGGUUAUUGGUUAUUUUGGGGAUUUUUAUUUCCAUUUUUUUUUUGUUUU